AUGACGAAUGAUUCCUAUCUCUCAGGAAGCGACGAAUCUGCUGGUGGUGGCUUCAUUGUUAACGACCCAGACAGAUCUCGUAGAGGUCUGAGAAGAAAGGCUGGCACGGUGAAAUCAUACAAGGAAGAGUCGGAGGAUGAGAACGGAGGCGUUGCAGCCACUAGUACUGCUCUGAAGUCAAAGGGAGCGCCUCGGAAAACGCCUCAGAGACGUGCUACACGCGUCAAAAGGAAGCUAGAGUCCGAUAACGAGGACGAGUUCACUUUAAGUGGUGAUGGAAAGAGUGAUGAUGACGACGACGACGACGCUUUCGAAGUCAAGGAACUCAAGGAUGAAGAUGAGGACGAUGAUAUUGCUCUCAUCAGCUAUUCCCGCUCAAACGAGGGCCAGACACUGGAAAACCCUAUAGACCUUGAUGACGAUGAAGAAGAGCAACUUCUCAGCGCGUCGCCACCUCCCAAGAAAGUUAGGGCAAAGAAGCUGACGACAACUACGAAGAAGCCACGGAAGAAGAAGGAGCCAAAGGUGAAGGUCCCUUACUUUACGCGUGCAACCAACAAAUUGUAUGAGCAACAUCCAGAACUCAAAGAUGUGUUCCCAUAUUUACAGUCUUUGGAGCGUAUCAAGGUAGAGCGUGCGCCACAGCCCGGUGGAAUGAAUAUCAAGUUGCUUCCUUUUCAGCUCGAGGGUCUCAAUUGGCUCAUCAAACAAGAGGAUGGUGAGUUUGCUGGCGGAGUGUUAGCAGACGAGAUGGGAAUGGGAAAAACCAUUCAAACCAUUGCUCUCUUCAUGCACGACUUGACCAAACGGCCCAACUUGGUGGUGGGGCCCACGGUGGCGCUCAUGCAGUGGAAGAACGAGAUCGAGGCCCACACUGAAGAGGGCAAGCUUAAGGUACUCUUGUUUCAUGGUGCCAAUCGUUCUACAGACAUCGAGGAGCUUCUGAAAUACGACGUCAUUCUCACUUCCUAUUCGGUGUUGGAAAGUGUCUACCGAAAGGAAAAGUACGGAUUUAAGAGGAAAGAUGGCUUGGUCAAGCAGAAAUCUCCGCUACAUGCUAUCAAGUUUUACCGAGUCGUGUUGGAUGAAGCACACAACAUCAAGGACAGAACAAGUGGUACGGCCAAGUCCGCCAAUGAGCUUCAGUGUGAGAAACGUUGGUGUCUUUCUGGUACGCCCUUGCAGAAUCGUAUCGGAGAGAUGUACUCUUUGGUGCGGUUUAUGAAGUUGGACCCGUUCUACAAAUACUUCUGCACCAAAUGUGAGUGUUCCUCAUCUGAGUGGAAGUUCUCUGACUGGCGCCACUGUGAUAUAUGUAAUCACUCUCCCAUGCUACACACCAACUUCUUCAAUCACUUCAUGCUCAAAAACAUUCAGAAGCACGGUAUAAGCGGGGAUGGCCUUACAUCAUUCCAGCAUAUCCGUCUUCUUCUCAGCAACGUCAUGUUGCGCAGAACAAAGCUUGAACGAGCGGACGAUUUGGGACUUCCUCCUCGGAUUGUGGAGAUCAGGAAGGACCGAUUCAAUCCGGAAGAGAAAGAUUUGUACACCUCACUUUACAGUGACUCUAAGCGUAAAUUUAACGAUUAUGUGGCGGAGGGUGUGGUUUUGAAUAACUAUGCCAAUAUUUUUACGUUGAUUACCAGAAUGAGACAAUUGGCAGACCAUCCAGAUUUGGUGUUGAAGCGAGUGGGCUCCAAUGCUAUCUCGCAGGAGGUUGAUGGAGUCAUCAUGUGUCAGUUAUGCGACGACGAGGCCGAAGAGCCUAUUGAAUCCAAGUGCCGGCACCGGUUCUGUCGAAUGUGCAUUCUGGAAUAUUGUGAGAGUUUCAUGGGUGAACUGAAGAACUUAGCAUGCCCUGUUUGUCACAUUGGCUUAUCUAUUGACUUACAGCAGCCUGCUCUCGAAGUCGAUGAAGAGUUAUUCUCCAAGGCAUCGAUUGUCAACAGAAUUAAAUUGGGUACUCACGGUGGAGAAUGGCGGUCAUCAACGAAAAUUGAGGCUCUUGUUGAGGAGCUCUAUAAAUUGAGAUCAGAUAGACAUACAAUUAAAUCAAUUGUGUUUUCGCAGUUCACUUCCAUGCUAGACCUUAUUGAAUGGAGGCUAAAGCGAGCUGGAUUUGAGACGGUUAAACUUCAAGGAUCCAUGUCCCCUCAACAAAGAGAUAAAACCAUUAAACAUUUUAUGGAGAACACACUGGUGGAGAUAUUCUUGGUAUCAUUGAAAGCCGGAGGAGUGGCAUUGAACCUUUGUGAGGCAUCUCAAGUGUUUUUGAUGGAUCCGUGGUGGAAUCCGAGUGUGGAAUGGCAGUCGAUGGACAGAGUACAUAGAAUUGGUCAGAAACGGCCGAUUCGAAUCACCAGAUUCUGUAUCGAGGACAGCAUCGAGCUGAAAAUCAUUGAAUUACAAGAGAAGAAAGCUAACAUGAUCCAUGCCACCAUUAAUCUGGACGACGGAGCGGUCAACCGGUUAACUCCAGAUGAUCUACAGUUCUUGUUCAUGAACUAA
Molecule: messenger RNA, 2508 nt
Organism: Sungouiella intermedia
Lineage: Eukaryota; Fungi; Ascomycota; Pichiomycetes; Serinales; Metschnikowiaceae
Source: the annotation of a GenBank genome assembly